Salvia hispanica is the source of this 2089-nucleotide messenger RNA. RefSeq lists its product as uncharacterized. Lineage: Eukaryota; Viridiplantae; Streptophyta; Magnoliopsida; Lamiales; Lamiaceae. The record is from RefSeq and is a predicted model, not a curated record.
CCAUCUGUUGGAAAAAUAAAAGGUAAAGAGAGGAAAGAGAGUUAAAAAAAAGCAAGAAAGAGUAGACUCAGAGCUGAAUCGAACCUGUUCUUCGUUUUCCCCCACACGGAAUCCAAAUCGCUCUCCAUUCAAAUUCAAUUGUUGGUAGCUGGAAUAUGCAAUGGCAUGCCCUUCCAAUUCCUUGCUGUACAACUCCACUCUCUGCUCCUGCAUCCCCGGCUACCUCUUCAAUCGCACCUCCAACGCCUGCGCACUCUUCGCCGCGGAGCCACCGUUUCUCCAGCUUAGCAGCGGCGUCAGCUACGGCUCUGCCUUCACCUUCCCCUCUGCCAUAUUCUCCUUCGACUCUAUUAAGAAGUUCACGCAAUCGCAGGCCGUAUUUCUCGAAGCCACGCUCGUCAUGCUCCUCUGUUGGCUCGCCUUCUGCCUCCUCCUCCGCCUUUUCCCCCUCGGCUCCGACGGCCGCUCCGCCGCCUUCAAGAUCCGCUGGUGGAUAAGCCGCCUCGACGUCGCUUUUGCCACCCGCCACUGGCUGCACGAUCACCAACCCGUCGUCAAGCGCAAGACCGAGCUUGGAGGCUCCUUUUCCAUUGCUAGCUGGAUUCUCUUCAUCGGUUUGUUUGCAGCGUUGCUCUAUCAAACGAUAUCAAAGCGAAGUGUUGAGGUGCAUAGUGUCAGAGCUGCCAAUGCGCCUGAGUUGGAGUCAUUUUUGAACGAUUUGGAAGUCAACAUUACUACUGUUUCAAGUAUGAGCUGUGCUCAAUUGCGCGGUUUGGACACUCUUGUAACGGGGAAUCCUUUCUUCAUUGAUCAGAGAUCUUUUCGCCUUUCCACCUUUGCAAACUACUCUUGUCUCAACACCACCUCAGGCCCUACCAUAUCCAUUCGCUGCAGUAACUGUCGCCCUAUCAGGGACUUCGCCUAUAUCUCGUGGCAUUUUGUCGAUCUUCCCAACAAUCCGGCCACUGCGGUUGGCUUUCAGUUUAACCUCACUGCAAAGAAAAAUGAGAGGAAGAAGCAUUUGAGCUUUGUCAGUGGAAUUGUGAAGAACGCCACCGACUUUGAUGACAAACCGGUUACAUAUAGAGGGGCUGUGCCAAACAUUCUCAAAUUUAAUUUAUUUCCUAGACUUUACCGCAAUUUGCACGACUUAAAGCUCAUCCAGCCCCUGUUUCAUGAUUUUCUUCCUGGUUCGUCUUUUAGUGAGGUAAGUCAGCUUCAAGCAUCGCUCCAGAACUCUAGAGAUGGACUCAUCAACACUACGUUGGUUGUCAAUUUCCUAUCUUCGUAUAUUGUUGAGGUUGACAAUCAAAAUAUUUUAGGACCCGUGAGCUUUCUCGCUGAUCUUGGUGGCCUUUAUUGCAUAAGCCUUGGUAUUUUUUUCUGCUUCUUGGUCCAAUGUGAAUACAGAAUCCAACGGCUCCGCUACGAGGAUACUAUAAUGAAGAACAUUAGGAAUCGCGGAAAAGCCCAAGAUCAUUGGGAAAAGUUGAGGAAAUAUGUUAGAUACACUUGGGGAGCUUGCUCACUGGAUGACAGCAAAAGUGAGCUAAACCAAACAAGUUGCACUGGCAUUAUGACGAAAUCAUUACAUCACCGUGAAUCGUCACACAAGCAAAGAGUGCAGGAUAGAUCUAAUGCAGCCAGUCUUAGCAAUAAAGUAACCUUCCUGGAUCAGAAGAAAGUGGAGGCACAUAAUACUCAAGAUGUCGGUUCAUGCUCAACUGUAGCUCCAAAAAACCUAGUUGGGCGAUCGUCUUUCUCAAUAUGCAAACCACAAGAGCCGUCCAAUGGAAGCUUAGACUGUAAGAGCUAUGAAGGUUCAAGCGAAGGCGGAAAGUGGAAGAAAGAUAAUGGAGUAAUGGUGAGGGAUAAGUUAAAAGCUGCCUUGGCCAAAAUGGAGUCGGCCUCUACAGUAGAUGAUGAGGCAAAGAGUGUUUCUGAAUAGUCCUGCAUCUGAUAGUACUGUAUUUCAAGUUUAAAAUUGCAAGCAGAGUAGAACUCGCUUUUUCAUUCUUUCUUGUCUUGAUAUAAUAUUGGUUGAGGAACUUCAAUUUGUAACCUGAUAAAAAGAAGCAUUUACUCGAGA